CUAUUCAAAUGAGCUCCCUGCUUGAGUAUCAAUUCACAACCACGGCUUAAGUCUAGCCAGCGGGAAUGAAAGAAACUGUGUCACCCAAUAGCGUGGGCUCCAUUGUAUCGGUGAAAGGCCCAAGCAGCACUCUGGGUAUUGUCUUCUCUAAAGGGGAGUCAGGUUACCUUGACAACCGCUGGAUGCCAGCCCAUAGGCCCUGAGAGACGGAGAAAAGGCACGGCCAGAGGAGGAGGGAGACAACGCCAAAAGAGACAAAAAAAAGGAGUGAGAUCCAGCAUCCUGUAAACAGAGGGCCAUGCAUGUUGCACUGCGGCCACGCAGUGGCUGCCUGGUGUUCUGUCUGUGCCUGUCUGUGCUGACCCUGCUGCUACAGAGCCUCUGGGUGCCACUUGAGAUGACCCGGGAUGAACCUGCAGGGAGGUCACCUGAGGAACACGGUCAACACGGGCUUGGUUUUCGCCGCUUGGCCCUUCGCUUGGAGGCUCUGAGUACUCAGGUGAAGAGGCUGAGCAGAGAGAGAGACGUCACGCAGCUGAGCAGAGACGAUCUCAGUCUGUUACUGCAGAGCUUCAGACAGGACCAGCAAGGCUUAGCCCGCUUGGUGGAGAAGGAGCUGAAGAGAGUGUCUCAGAGGCUCGACCAGCUCAGCCGUCAUCAACAGUCUCACACAGCUUCCCCACAUGAUGACCUCCGACUGCACACAGGGCCCGACGAGAAGUGUGAGGUGCCAAAGGAUCGUGCGUACCCGGCCUGUGCGGAGAAAGUGGAGUUCCUGCGGGCCCGUUGGCAGUCGGACCCCUGUUAUGCCUUUUAUGGGGUGGAUGGUACCACCUGCUCCAUGUUGACAUACCUCAGCCAAAUAGAGGACUUUUGUCCCCCUCGUCUGGGAAGAAACCACUCUGCGCUGCCAUGGCACCGGAAACCUCACUCUUACACAAAGAAGGCUGAGAUACGUACGACUCUGAGCCCACUGCACGAUGUCAUCAGCAACAGCAGUGGUCCUGCUGCAAACUUCAUCCGCUCCAGAGUGGAGAGGAUGUCAGAACGGUGGAUACAGGCCGCUCUGAGGAUGAGGCAGAGCAGCAACAAGACGCUCUCCACCCAGAUGAGGGUGCUGCUGUAUCCUGGCGCCCUGGCUGGGAGUGUUGGCCAGCGUUUUGAGGCGCUGGUGGAGAGAGGCGGUCCUUUAGGGGAGCUGGUCCAGUGGGCCGACCUCAGCGCCUGUCUGACAAUCCUGGGCCACAACUUAACCUUCAGCACCUCACAGCAACAACUCCACAGCCUGAUAGGUGCUGCGCCAGGCCGAGGCAGUUGUCCAAUCCGGAGGCCCCUCACCUUUGACCUCAUCUACACUGACUACCAUGGUCUUGCUCACCUUCAAGGCGCCAUGGGACUGGCUUUCCAGCAUUACCAGUGUUGCUUCAGAAUCCUGGACUCCUUUGGCACUGAACCAGCCUUUAACUUGGGGAGUUAUGCGCGUGGUCAUGGAUAUAAAACACUGUGGGGCAGCUGGGGUCUGCUGCCUCUGCAGUACAUGACCAUGUUCCCUCACACUCCUGAUAACUCCUUCCUGGGUUUUGUGAGUGAGGAGGCAGUGAGGGAGGAGGUGAGGGAGGAAGAGCUGGAGCCGGACACCUACAGGAAAGACAGGAUAGCAGUUGUCUACGGCAAACAGGACUCCAUGUGGAAGGGCAAAUCUGAGUAUGUAGAGGUUAUCAGUGAAGAGCUGGAGACCCACGCUACAGUCUACCAGGCUCCAGGACUCGCCUCUAAUCUGCCCAGCUUCAUCAGAAACCACGGCCUGCUGACUCAGGAACACUUCCUACGACUUCUCCGCAGAGCCAAGGUUUUCGUAGGUCUUGGGUUCCCCUAUGAGGGUCCAGCUCCCAUUGAGGCAAUAGCCCUGGGCUGUGUCUUCCUUCAGCCACGGUUUGACCCACCACACUCAUCAGACAACAAUCACUUCUACAGAGGCAAGCCCACCACAAGACAGAUCUCCUCCCAGCACCCUUAUGCUGAGAAAUUCAUUGGCAAACCUCACGUUUGGACUGUAGAUGUGACCAACAAGACUGACGUACGGGAGGCCGUCAGAGCCAUUCUGCACACAGAGGUGAAGCCUUUCACUCCCAGAGAGUUCACAUGUGAGGGCAUGCUGGAGAGGGUUCGUGGUUAUAUCGCUCACCAGAAUUUUUGCAGUAAAUCUCUCCCUACUUGGCCACCAGAAUGCGCUCUAAGGGUGCACCUGGGUCCCCUGGGUCAGUCGUGCGCAAAUGUGUGUCGACGGUCCUCCCUCGUGUGUGAGCCCGCUCUGUUUCACCACCUAAACAGUCCUGCUGCGUUCGCCAGACUCAAGAUAGGCUGCUCCAGCACGGGACAGGAAGUCAACCACCUGUUUCCUUCCUACAGCCCUUGGGGUCGACACUGUGGCCUUCAACAGGAGCCUCUGCUCUUCAGCUGUGCGGGCUCCGACCUCUCUCAGCGCAGACUGUGUCCCUGCAGAGCUCACCUACCUGGACAGGUGGCACUGUGUCCUGACUGCCUCUAAACACAACUGUGAAAGAACUCAGGAAAUAAGAAGGGAAGAGGAAAACAGAUGAUAUGAUAAAGACAGCACCAAAGAGUCAUCUGCAAUACAUACGGUACAGGUAGAGGAUCGAUCCCGAGCAAAGAGACGGCUUUCCUGCCAAUGAUUUUGAAAGUUUUGCGGUCUUGUUUGGGGAUGUUGGAAUAUAUAGAGUAUCUGCAUUUUAUUUUAUUAUCAUGUGUAAUCUGAAUCGUCAGCAUCACUGGCAUUUAGUUUUUCACAACAAUUUUCAGUUAUGUUGUGCCAAGUAGAGAGAGGUCAAAUACUGCAGGGUGCAUCUACGUUCUAGAUUUCACCAAUUGCGACUUUUCUCAAGACAUUUAUUACUCAGGAACCAAAAAUGAAUAAUUGUCUUUUUUAGUGUUAACGGGUGAUGAAAUCAAGGCGUGGCGUCUCAUGGCGGAGAACAAAAUCCCUGUUGUUUUUGUAGCUUUUCCUUGAUCCCUUAAGCAAAUAGUCUUUAGAUUAAGGCAAGAUGCACUUUAAGGAAAAAAAGUGUUUUGGUGUAUUUAAAUGAAUACACGUGAGAAGUGGCACUAAAAGCCAUUUAGUUCUCUUCUCCCGCUCCACAUCUUCAAUAUUAUGCUGAAUAAGUAGCUAAUCAUUCAUUUGCUUACAGUAAUGUAUCACACUGGUCAGCGUUGCAUGAGAUUACCGCCCAUGUAACCCUUCAAUGCAUUGCUGGCUGCAGAUAUUAGCCCGGGCCUCGGAGGAGAGCGCGUGACAGCCUAAGUGAUGAGGCUCAUUAUCUGAGUGAAUCAUGGAUAACCUCUGGAUGCCUUUGGGAAGUCACAGCCAUAUGACCAUGAUUAUACUGUCAUAUAAACCAUUGGUUCCCAACCAUCUUUGACUUAGGAAACCCCCUCAGCUCUGUUUAAAUCCAUGCCCCCCACCAGUAUAGGCAGAACCUCAUUGUUUGUCUUUCAAACACAUAUUUUGCGUCAUUUAGACUGGGGAAAAAAGUCACUGCAGGCAGGAUUAAUUAUGUUUUCUUGAGUUAUUUUACUAGAAAUUAUGAUUUUGAUCAUAACAGAUGACUCAUUUUACCCAGAGUUCUUGCGUUUGCUCCAAUAUUAUUCCUUGACUGCCUCAUGACUUACAGAUACUUAAAGCCCCUCAAGGGUAUUUUGCACCCCAGGUUGAUAUGAACAAACAUGGAAACUUUACAUACAGAUUAUACAGUGAUUUGGCCACAUUACACACGCAAAGAGAGGUUUUAAACUUGAGCGUUUCCAUUUCAGAAGCCUCAAAUGGUCACACAGAUUUAUCCCAUCAUCCCUGCCUGCAAAACCGCUUGUGAAAGAAACAAAUGAUAACAACUAAAGGUCAAACUACAGUGUUGUAAGUGAUGGGGUGCUGGAUUUACACGGCGCAGCUGUUAGCAAAGAUGGCUCCAACAAUGGCAACAAGCUGCUAUUUUGAACUGUGUCGAUGUGAGGCUUUUCUUGGAAUGGACGCACUCAUGAAUGUUAAUUGGCAGAGCAAGAGAGCUUUUCUGCCUCGAUACACUUCAUGUGACCAGAACAUAUUGUCACUCAGGGAUCAGACCGCUCAGGGCUGCGACGACAGGACUGGUCGACGAUGUGAUUGACCAGUAAAUGCCUGUGAAACGGUCGAUGAAAAAAACCUUUGUGAUGACUUUGGUAGACUCAUUUGGACCUGUCAAAAUGGACAUUUGCUUAAUUAGCUGAACGGUCCAAAUAUGAUGGAAAUGAACUUGUGUUUAUGUCAAAAGGCUGCUUGGAUUAAAGGAAAAAUAAAAGUUACUUUUGAAUCAGA
This is a messenger RNA of Cottoperca gobio, 4366 nucleotides long. RefSeq names its product alpha-1,6-mannosylglycoprotein 6-beta-N-acetylglucosaminyltransferase B-like. Gene Ontology annotation, molecular function: alpha-1,6-mannosylglycoprotein 6-beta-N-acetylglucosaminyltransferase activity. The record is from RefSeq and is a predicted model, not a curated record. Gene Ontology annotation, cellular component: Golgi apparatus. Gene Ontology annotation, biological process: protein N-linked glycosylation. The transcript has 18 exons. Bases 299 to 2548 code for a protein of 749 amino acids. Lineage: Eukaryota; Metazoa; Chordata; Actinopteri; Perciformes; Bovichtidae.